Arachis duranensis is the source of this 840-nucleotide messenger RNA. RefSeq lists its product as uncharacterized. The transcript has 3 exons. The coding region runs from base 1 to 840 and encodes 279 amino acids. The record is from RefSeq and is a predicted model, not a curated record. NCBI's taxonomy places the organism in Eukaryota, Viridiplantae, Streptophyta, Magnoliopsida, Fabales, Fabaceae.
AUGCGAUGGCAAAUCACACGGUCCGAGUUCUUAGCUGAGAGAUUGAAUUGGAGAUCAUUGAACUCGGACCCUCCGUUUUGUGGAACGGAUGGCAACAACAAUAUCGUCCCAAUUGCGUUUGCUAUUGUGGAGGGAGAGACUUCUGAUACAUGGUAUUUUUUCCGUAGUAACCUCCGUCAACAUGUUGUUACUCGGGAUGGUGUGGGUCUAAUAUCUGACAGGCACGAGUCCAUCAAUGCAGCUGUGGAACGUAGUAACGGAGCUUUUCAUAUGUUUUGCAUCAGGCAUAUAGAGUCGAAUUUUCUGAGAAAGUUCAAGGCACCAUACCUCCAAAAAUUGGUCGUUAACAUCGGAUAUUCCAGGACAGUGCGGGAGUACGAAGUGCGUUACCAGCGGUUAAGGGACCGAGACGAGGCAUACACAAACUGGUUAAACCAAAUUCCUCGCGAACAGUACGCAUUGGCCUUUGAUGGCGGGUACCGAUGGGGUCACAUGACGACGAAUCUAGUGGAGUGCAUCAACUCAGUUUUGAAGGGUGCACGCAAUCUUCCCAUUACUGUUCUUGCGAAGGCAACAUUCUACAGAAUAAAUGAGUUGUUCACCCGUAAAAGAGCGGAGGCGGAAGUCCGGAUCGAUGCUGGCCAUGUGUUUUCUGAGAUAGUGACCUCAAAGUUACAUACAAACCAACUUGCAUCAGGAAACAUCCAGGUUAGUUGCUUUGACCGCCAGAAUGAGGUCUUUGAGGUUCGUGAGAUGCCAAGUGGACUGGAGUUUGCAGUUGAUCUACGUAGCCUUCGAUGUGACUGUGGUGAGUUCCAGGUGGACCAGAUCCCCCUGUAG